AGCCCAGCUCCUCUCCAGACAACAACUUCAAACAAGCAGGUUACAGAGCAAAACCAUUAAGAAAAAGGAUCUCCAAGGGGAUAAAGAAGGGAGGAGAGCAGCAACAAAGACUCGAACCAAGGAACACCGCGCAGGUCCUCGUUUGGGGAGCACGACUGCAGGAGACAAUGUCUGCAGACAGCUUAUCAAGCAAGGCCCUGAAGAUCAAGCGCGAGCUGGGGGAGAACACGCCCCACCUGUCGGACGAGGAGCUGAUGGGGCUGUCGGUGCGGGAACUGAAUCACCACCUGCGGGGCCUCUCCAAGGAGGAGGUGGCGCGGCUGAAGCAGCGCCGGCGCACGCUGAAGAACCGCGGCUACGCGGCCAGCUGCCGGGUCAAGCGGGUGUGCCAGAAGGAGGAACUGCAGAAGCAGAAGACGGAGCUGGAGCGGGAGGUGGACAAGCUGGCCCGCGAGAACGCUGCCAUGCGCCUGGAGCUGGACGCCCUGCGGGGCAAGUACGAGGCGCUGCAGGGCUUUGCCCGUACAGUCGCUGCCCAUGGCUCUGCCGCCAAGGUGGCCACCGCCAGCGUCAUCACCAUCGUCAAAUCCGGCACCAACCAGGCCACAUACUCCUAGUGCCCGCCCAACCCCCGCACGAACUGCGUCCUCCCUCCAUGGCUGGGCCCAGCUCUUUACCCAGAAUGGACAGCGGCUGCCCUGGCUUCUCCCACAACCCCUGCAGGAGACAGAAUUGACCUGAAGACCUUAAAACAAGUGGUCCCUCGAUUUCUCCCCACCUUGAACCAAGCGGUGGUUCAGCCCUCCAUCCGCACCCCCCUCUCCCCCCAUUAACUUGUCAAGCUGGGUGAAAAUGUUCCGACAGGAAUCUCCUAGCUGAAAUAUUCCCUCCCCGAACAAUUGUGUACUGUUAUAAAAAGUUUCCUCUUAGCUUCUCCUGCCCAUCGGUGCCCCUCCCCCCGUAUUUACCCAAGGGGCUCAGAGACCCUUCCCAUUUGUUAUUGGUAGGGGUACAGCUCCACUGAUGCCAAGAUCUGUGAGAUAAGGGGGAUGGGGGGGGGGGAGAAGAGAAUCAGGAGCCAGGCCAAGGACCUAUUCUACUUUGUCAAGCACAGAGCAGGGGAUGGGAUACCUGUCCAGAGAAUAGCCAGGAGUUGCCAAAACCCUGCUGCCCUCUCUCCCUAACUCUGGCCCCUCUAGUCCAGAUUUUCUGUUGUGGCCUCCCCCGAGGGAGAUAAACUGAAACCCUCCCUGCCCCCUUAUCAGUUGCAUUUCGGGGGUCUUCACUUCCCUAAGCUGCCACACCUUUUCAGGAAGGCCCCGAAACAACUGCUAUUGAGAGCAAAUGGCAGAGGCUCUGCUAGCUGAGUUAAGUCUGUCUUCCAGGGACUGGGCAUUAAGGGGAGCCAGGGUAGUGCUGGGGGAAAGAGAGGUUGCAGUUUAAUGGAGAGGGGGAGGAAAAAGAGAGGACAAGCGUGGGAGUGAUGGAGAGACAACAGGCUCUCUGUAGCACGUGUCAGGGCUGACUCCGCUCCUGGCCAUUCUAACUCAGAUCUGGGCUAGACAUCAGGGUGAUGAGCACACUAGAAAUACAAAGACUCACCUGCAGGGGUGAAUUUAAAUUUAGCAGCAGGGCUAAAUUUCCAAGAUCUCCUGCAUGGCAGGGAAUUGGUUUUGAGAGAGUGACCAGGAUGAGAAAAAAAGAAGGAAAGAGAGGGAGAGUAGAGACACUAGAAAGAGGAACAAAGCAAGUGAGGCAGUUGGAUAAAGUAGCAGCAGGACUAUGUUUGAAAUACUGGAGGGAGGAGAGACUGUUUCAAUCACAUUUUGUGACCACAGAAUUUAGAAGAUCUGAAAAGAACAAAGGAGGCACAGCACGUUUCGGUGCGGCCCUGGUUGUGUAACUGGGAGCUGGCACAAUUGCCAAAUGAGCUGCAGAGAUAAGCCACGCAGAAGGAAGUUGUAGUAUCAAUCUGGUUUUUGCUGGGCUGGAUCCAUUCAUACAAAAACCAGCACAGCCUGAAAAGGCAGAUGGA
This is a messenger RNA of Emys orbicularis (European pond turtle), 2035 nucleotides long. RefSeq names its product MAF bZIP transcription factor F (gene MAFF). The coding region runs from base 168 to 617 and encodes 149 amino acids. Gene Ontology annotation, molecular function: DNA-binding transcription factor activity, RNA polymerase II-specific; RNA polymerase II cis-regulatory region sequence-specific DNA binding. The record is from RefSeq and is a predicted model, not a curated record. Gene Ontology annotation, cellular component: nucleus. Gene Ontology annotation, biological process: regulation of epidermal cell differentiation; regulation of transcription by RNA polymerase II. The transcript has 3 exons. Lineage: Eukaryota; Metazoa; Chordata; Testudines; Emydidae.